AUGGCAGAGAAAACUCCUACACCAAAGGGAGUAAAGAAGCAUAUCCAAACCACAGUUGGUUUAGAUUCAGUGGUUGAAAAGGCAUGGAACAGCCUGAUGAUGAAUGGUGGAAGUAGAACUUUGGGUCUUUAUGGUAUGGGAGGAGUAGGCAAAACCACACUCUUAGCUCGUAUCAAUAACAAAUUUCUUGAAGUGAUGAAUGAAGUUGAUGUUGUGAUAUGAGUUGUGGUUUCUAAAGAUUUGCAAAUUGAGGGCAUUCAAAAACAGAUCUUGGGAAGACUACGUCUUGACAAGGAAUGGAAACAAGAAACAGAAAAGGAAAAAGCAUCUCGGAUAUACGAUAUCCUUAACAGAAGAAGAUUUGUGCUGUUAUUAGAUGAUCUAUGGGGGGAGGUAGAUUUGAACAAGAUAGGAGUUCCACCUUUAACUCAAGAAACCAGAUCUAGAAUAGUUCUCACAACUCGUUCUAAAGAAGUUUGCAAAGACAUGGAAGUCGAUGAUGAGUUGGAAGUUGUUUGUUUAUCACCCGAUGAAGCGUGGGAACUGUUUCAGAAGAAAGUUGGAGAAACUCCAUUAAAGAGCCAUCAAGAUAUUCCCACACUUGCAAGAAAAGUUGCUGAGAAAUGUUGUGGUUUGCCACUUGCACUCAAUGAUUGUGGAGCAAACAACCAAGGUCAUGAUAUAAUUGGUUCGUUACUUCGCACACAUUUUAUUGAUGAUGUGAACUCACAAGUGAAAAUGCAUGAUGUGAUACGCGAGAUGGCUCUUUGGAUAGUGUGUAACUUCAGAAACCAAAAAGAAUCAGAAAGUUGUGUGAAGCCUGGUGCGCAGUUAUGCGAUAUACCCAAGGACAUCAAUUGGGAAAGUGUGAGAAGAGUGUCUUUAAUGAGUAAUCAAACUGCAGAGAUAUCUUGCAGCUUCUACUGCCACAAUCUUUCGACUCUAUUACUUAGGAAAAACAAGUUGGUGGAUAUUUCAGGUGAAAUCUUUCGGUUUAUGCCAGCACUUGUGGUCUUAGAUCAAAAUUUAAAAACCCAAUUGGCCAUGUGAGACCGGUCUGAUCCGGUUUAACAAUAUUUGAUUUUGACGGUUGGACCUCUAUAACUCAUUGCUACCGUUGCUAUUUGCUCUCGCUAGUCGCGCUAUGUAUAUA
Messenger RNA from Capsella rubella, 1153 nucleotides. Its product is annotated as probable disease resistance protein At1g15890. The record is from RefSeq and is a predicted model, not a curated record. Gene Ontology annotation, molecular function: ADP binding. Lineage: Eukaryota; Viridiplantae; Streptophyta; Magnoliopsida; Brassicales; Brassicaceae.